Messenger RNA from Tyto alba (common barn owl), 3339 nucleotides. It is a transcript of the gene DNAJB6, whose product is annotated as DnaJ heat shock protein family (Hsp40) member B6. Gene Ontology annotation, biological process: positive regulation of proteasomal ubiquitin-dependent protein catabolic process; protein refolding. Gene Ontology annotation, cellular component: cytosol; endoplasmic reticulum membrane. The transcript has 9 exons. Lineage: Eukaryota; Metazoa; Chordata; Aves; Strigiformes; Tytonidae. Gene Ontology annotation, molecular function: Hsp70 protein binding; ATPase activator activity. The coding region runs from base 177 to 1181 and encodes 334 amino acids. The record is from RefSeq and is a predicted model, not a curated record.
GGAGACAGCCGGGCGGAACUGACGCGACGCGGUGACGCCGCUUCCUGUUUGCGGCUGAAGGCGAACUGCCGCCGUCGCCGUUGUCCCGGGGCUGUCGGCGCGGGGGGAGCGGCUGCGGCGCUGCGGGAGCGGGACUUGAAAGACUCAGCUGUUGUUAACAAGACAACUACUGAAACAUGGUGGAUUACUAUGAAGUUCUGGGAGUGCAAAAGCAUGCCUCAGCAGAAGAUAUUAAAAAAGCGUACCGUAAACUGGCAUUAAAAUGGCACCCUGAUAAAAAUCCAGACAAUAAAGAAGAGGCAGAACGGCAAUUUAAACAAGUAGCUGAAGCCUAUGAAGUUUUGUCAGAUGCUAAAAAACGUGACAUCUAUGACAGAUAUGGAAAAGAAGGCUUAAUAAAUGGAGGCGGAGGUGGAAAUCAUCAUGAUAAUCCAUUUGGAUUUGGAUUUACAUUCCGUAACCCAGAAGAUGUCUUUAGGGAGUUUUUUGGUGGAAGGGACCCCUUUUCAUUUGACUUCUUUGAAGACCCUUUUGAGGACUUCUUUGGUGGCAGACGGGGUCCAAGGGGAAGCAGAAGCAGAGGUGGUGGAUCAUUUUUCUCUGCCUUUGGUGGAUUCCCUGCUUUUGGAAGUGGUUUGUCUUCAUUUGACACAGGUUUUACUUCAUUUGGUUCAUUGGGACAUGGAGGCCUUACUUCAUUCUCCUCUACAUCGUUUGGUGGCAGCGGGAUGGGUAACUUCAAAUCAGUAUCAACCUCAACUAAAAUAGUUAAUGGCAGAAAAAUUACUACAAAGAGAAUUGUUGAGAAUGGACAAGAGAGAGUAGAAGUUGAAGAAGAUGGCCAGUUAAGGUCGCUAACAAUAAAUGGUGAGGCAGAUGAAGAAGCCUUUGCUGAGGAGUGCAGACGGAGAGGACAACACGCCCUGCCUUUCCAGCCGACCAACCCUCGCCUGCUGAAGUCUCACAAGCCUGCCAGUUCCCCCAGAUAUGCCUAUCAUUAUAAUAGUGAUGAGGUGGAAGAACAAGAUAGAAGCCGGGUUACAAGCAGCUUGGAGGCCCCUAUUUUUUUAUCAGGUGUGCACAAGCAUAUUGAUGAGACAUGCACGGAAAAGGAUCCACCAGCUAGUAAAAAGCCAAAACCAAAAAGCCGAGCAAGAGGUCGUUGCUGUGUGUUGACUUAAUGUUAGCUCCCCUGUAGAGCUCUCAUGGCAUUUUGUGUGUCUUCAUCCUGUAAUAACCCUGCCCUUCAAUUUAGUCUAGACUCACAAAUGCCCUGGGAUAUUCAAAGAUUCAGGGCAAAUAUCGUUAUGCUGCUGAAGUGCCUAUGCUCUUUGUUCUUAAAAGUGAAGGCCUUUUACAGGUUAACUAAUCACAAUACUUUGCACAUUCAUUUACCAAAAUUGUGCUUGGCUUCUUUGUCAAAGGAAAAAUUCGGCAACUUGGUAUUAUUUCUGGAAACUGCAAUUUUAGGCACCUAAUCCAGAAGGCUGAGACCAUUCUUGUGAAUGCGGAAGCACAGCAAUUGCCCUGGUUAUUUUUGGAAGUAAUUAAUCCUUUGAUAUAUUUCCUGUCUGUAAUGUUUUGGCAAUAUAAUCCAGAGGCUACCUUGGACAACAAAGUCCUCAUAACUACUUGAUUUAAUUUGAACCUGUGGUCAAAGAUCGUCUAAGACUGCCAGGACAGGUUUUUCUGAAACAUGAAGAUGCCCAAACCAAGGGCCCUUCUCAGUAGUGCUGAAUUAGUUGAAAUGCUGUGAAGUGUGAGCAUAUGAGGUUCUCUAUACACAGCGCAUGAAAAACAUGCACUGUACCCCAAAACACUCGUUCACAUACUCCUAGUGCUGUACCAACUUCUGCUGCAUUUAUGAGCCUUUAAAUCUAACACUGUCUUUUGUACAGAAAAAUCUAAAGAUAUCAUGUGUGAUGACAGCUUGAAAAAAUAGAAACAUUCAGAUAAAUGUCUUCCUUAUCAGUUGCUGGAAGCUUUGUCUGUUUAGGGACGGCUAAGUUGAAUCUUUUCUAUUUUUUUUUUUUUUUUUUAAAGUAGUUUAAAAUUUCUCUACAGAAGCCUGAAUGUAACCUCUGGGCUGAUGUCCUGAAAUCUCCCACACCAGGGUUACAGGUUGUGUCUCAUAUGUCUGUAGCUGGCAAAACAAAACCUUGGCUCUGCAUUUGGAGACUUGAGGUUCUCUGCAAUCAUAACAAUACUUUGUAAUGGUUUCCAAAGAGCACCUGAGUUCAACACAGACCUUGCAAUUUUUGAAACAAUUUUUAAUAUUGGUUAGGACUUCUUGCUGUGAAUCUGUUUAUGCUCCAAGAUGCACUGGUUUGCAAUGAAAAUUAAUUUCCAGAAGUAUUUGUGCAAUCACAAAAUCCUCAGUAGAUUGUGAGUAGCCAUAAAAGAUUCAGAGUGGAAACCUGAUUGCAGUAAGAUUAAGAUUUUACUGUUGCUUUAAAUGUUUUGCCUACUGUUCCUCUGAUGGACAGGGCUGCUGAAGGACUGGUUGAAUCAGUCAUAAAAAACCUAUGUGAGUGUCUUAAUCCCUCUCUGGGAAGCAUGCACGAGCCCUGGCCAAUAACACCGUUCUCCUUCAUGGGUGUUCACCUCUGCCAGCUGCCUUGCCCAGCAAGCAGGCUUCACCAGCACAGCUCUGUAAUUAUACAGACCACUUACUUGCUCCCGCUUGGCUUCUUAUUGAUCACUGCAACAGCUGCUGUGCUUACACAGGCCAGUAUAGGGAAAGAAUAUCAUCUUUUUCUGCCUUGCUUCAAAGUCCACUUGAUUUGGUGGAAAAUAGUUAAGUUCAAUGGCCUCAAACUGGGUGCUGGCCCACCUCAAAUCAGACAUGUUGGCCAUUGCUGGCAGCGAGACUGCACGGUGGUUAUAGAUGUUGUCCCAGUUAGAGCACCUCAAGCAAAUCCUCAGUCGUUAGUGAUUCACCUGCAGUGAAGUGAUUUUCUUUUCCUAGUUCUAAGAGUGGGAAUUCUUGAGUUUUAAUUUUUAAGUCUGUAGCAAAUUUAAAUGAAGGAAAAGGAGAUAGGUUUCAUCUUGACUACAUGGAGGGAAUCCCUCUAGAAGUAGCCAUCUCUCUCUGGCGCUCAAGGAGAAAGGCUGGCCAGCUCAUUCAGACUGGCAACCAAUACCAGAGGUGAGGUGAAUCCUCUCCUUAGUCAGGGUUUCCAUUCAUUACAGUGGGUAUUUAAUAAAAAAUUUAGAGUUUAAUUUGAUUCUCCAUCUAACACUGACACUUUGCAUUUUAAUUGCUCUGGGUUUCAUUACUAUUCUUGGUUUUGUAAUACCCUCUCAGAAUAAAACUUCACCUCUUGUGCUUUGAAGUGA